GUCAAAUUAAUUCUCUCUUUUUUUUUGUGACUCUUUCGCACCUUUACGAUCUCUGCCAUAAAACGACAGAUUUGAUUUAGUGAUUUGAAAAAUAACUGCAUAUGAUGUAAAACUAGCGAAAUUUAAUGAAUUCGUUUAACCAAAUGAGCACAAAGUUAUGUAAAAAAUUCAGUAUAUGUGAGCCCAUUUGCAAAAAAAUUAAAGCUAAAGUUGAUGAGGUGAUGAUGAUUUGAUUAAUGAAUGGAAUACAUGCGCAAUGAGAAAUACCAACAACGACGACGACAUUAAUAAAAAUCAAAGAAAUUCCAAUGCGCAUAAUCAACGGACCAGACGACGACCAUUUGUAAAUUUAUAUUUUACAAUGGAAUGGAAGAGUUAGUGUCUGUCGAUAACAUUUCAAAGUGCCUCAUUUUUCCAUUUUGGUGUUUAUUUAAGUAAGGCUAAACUAUUGCAGGGGUUUCUUUUCGCUGUAAUCCAAUGCAACCCAUCAACGUCUCCCUUUAGUGCCCCAUUGGAUUUGUUUGGAUUUUUUUCCUCGCUUGGGCCUAACCAUUUUCAUUGGGAAAACUUAACACAGUUCAGUUCGUUCGGUAGUGGUCGGAUGAAAGAAAAAGAGAGUGUGCAACGGUGAAGUGCAUUGUGUGGAAUGUAGUGGGGAGGCCAAUUACUAUGAAAAUCUAAUAAGAAGAACCGUUGUUGUGGUUGUUUGUUGCAUAAAUUACAAAUUACCUUUUAACAAAAGAGAAAACUUUCCAACAAAUCUGCAGGAAAAUCUCAUCGGUGGGUGUGAACUAUGAAGGAAAACCAUCAUCUUGUGCAUUGGGAAAAAGAAAGAAGAUAAAUUAAGCGAAAAUGCUUACCUUGCUUAGUGAAUGCCAUUUCUGGACUACGCGCGACGAUAUAAGGAUAAAACAUACAGACUACGGUUGUUUACGUUAUACGCGCAACCGUGAAAUCCAGCAACAGUUGGUUGCAAACGAUGUCUAUUCCGAAGCCAAGCGCGACUACCUAGAGCGGCGUGGAUAUCGAGCAGUUCUAAAGAAUUCCCGCAAAGGCAUUGGGCGUUUAAAGGACAACAUAAAGCGUUUAGAAGAGCUUCUGCGCUCACAACACAAAGUAAUCCAUGUCCAUUGGCCAGAGGACUCGCAUGUCUUGCUAUUAUUUGCCAAUGGAACUAUAGCCCACAUAUGUGUCGAUGUGUUUACCGGCGAUAUAUCCAGAAUGGUUUAUGAAAAAUAUUUGGAGGGAAAGGCUGCCGACAUAAUAACUGAUGCAUUUUUUACACAUUCCCACAUUGUGUUGGCGUAUAACACUAACCAAGUGACAGUCGUACACCUACAAAAACCCAAUUCAAGAGCACAAGGUCCUGAGAAAAUAUCAAACAUGGACCCAAAAAUAUUUCAUGCCAUUAUACCUGGUACGGCGGAAAGAAGAUUGCCGCGUCGCAUAACAGUGAACAGCACAAAUGAUAUGUUUGUAGUCUGGACAAAAUCAUCACAGAACGAGGUAUUUCCUUGGCGACCAACAAUAAGGGAUCAGGAUCGUGCCAAUAUACAUGUCUUCAAAUUAAAUGGCAAUCAAUUGGACUUCUUUGCCUACUGUUGGUCGGAAAACGAUCCGUUGUAUGUGGAUUUCCUGCGGUCUGCAGAAAAUCAAAUUUUAGUUCUGGAACAGAAAAUUUCCCGCAAGGGUGAAAUUUCAGCGGAAGUGUGUUCAUAUGAAAUUGUGGUCGGGAAGAUGCAACGAACCCCUUUAUCAUCCAUACUAGUGGGUACACAAAUAACAUGUUAUGCGUUUAGUCCGGACCAGGAAAAGCUGUUUCUGGGUAGCGCCGAUAGAAAUAUUUGUCUACACGAUUUGGUGUUGCAGUCCACGAAAUGCGUAACGCAAAUUGAUAUUGUACCCAUACAAUGUUCCUGGCACAGUGAUUCAAGCCUUAUAGUGAUAGCGAAUACCAGAUCACAAUUUCAAUGCUUCGAUUUAGCUCUUACUCCCGUUGGCAAUCAGUUGCAAAGUGAAGAUGUGACACCUUCAAAUCUUCUGGACCUAUCGCAUUAUUUCUCCACUCAGCCAACACUCUUACAAAUUUCCUUCAGUCGCAAACCCGAACUUCAUCAUUACUCCCAUCCCUAUGCGGCCACGGAUUCCUAUUUGUUACUGUUAUACGAUCAAGGCCCCAUCGGAUGUUUGCGUUUCUUUGCAGGAGCGGGUAUGAGGGGUGAUAUUCAUAAUUCUGGCCUAACAGCCGAUGUUAUACUGGAUAAAUAUUUGGCUUUAAAUCAAUUGGAAAAGGCGGUGAAUCUGCUGAAUGCCUUAAAUUGGGAGACCUAUGGAGCCGUUUGCCUGAUAUCUCUUCAUAAAAUAGCCAAUCAUGUGUUCUACCGCGGCGAUCAAAAGAAAAUACGAAUAGAAUUAAUGGCCAAAGCUUUGCGGACCUUUUCAGAUUCCCUCACUGAAGAGACUAAGGAUGAGUUUAGUGAUCAGGUUUUCGAUUUGAAAAGAAGAUUUUUCUUCUUUCUUCUCAGGCACAACCUCUAUACCGAAGCCUUUGAAGUGGCCCAAGAUAUCGAAGACUACGACCUAUUUAUGGAUCUCUUUAAUGUAACGAAAUGUGAUCCAAAUCUUUUGGAUUUCUCUGCCGCUUGUUUCAGCCAAGCUGCGGCCAUACUGCACGAGGAAGACAUGGCAGUUAACACUGGAAAUGCCUUUCGCUCUGACUCUGCAUGUUCCCAAACGACAAGCUCCGAUAUUACCAAUGCUCGCAGUAAAUUGCAGCAGCAACAACAGCAACAUCAAAAAUUUCUUAAACAUUAUGUGCCACCCUUGCCCUCCUUUAAGUCGAAAGUCUUUAAUGCUGAAAUGAUUAAAAUAAAUGCGCCGCGAUCCGAAGUUUCCCCGGAAAAUCUUGCAACAAGGCCGCAAAAGGAAAAGAGUAGGCCACCCCCACCACCUGUGCCUGACAAGAAGCUUGCCAAAUUGAAUCCUGCAGCGCUUUCCGUAGCAAAGUCGGUAUCCCUAAGCAGUAAUUUAGCUAAUCUAACACUGAAAAGUGCAAGAAGUUCCGGCCAAACACAAGGUUCAAAUGGCCUCAGUUCCUCCCCUGCUCCACAAUGGUCUGACUUAAAUGUUACACAGAAAAGCACACAUUUGAAGUCAGCUUUCGUGCCGCAUUACACUUCGAAUAAUACACUGUACAAAUCCAAUAACGUCCCUCUAGCCAUAACGAAUACCAAUGCAUUAAACAAUAAUUCCUCAAACGUCCAUCAAACAUCAAACGCGUUCAUGCAAUUCAAUUCGCCGCCACCGAACAAGUCUCUGAUAAAUGAUGCCUGCAAUAAUACCGCCCUUGUGUUAUCUCAUCACCAAGCACGUAGCUACUCAACAGCACAAACGCCAGCACUUUCUACGCCGCCCAUUGCCAUGUAUCAACCGAAAUUUUUCCAACAUCCUCUGGUGUCGGGCACCAUCCCCUCGAGUGGCACAACAUCCCUGGCUGCUCAUAGCAUAUCGAAUGAAGAAUAUCAAAAGGUACUGUUAAGCAAAAAACCUACAGCUUCCAUACUAUCCAACGGUUCUGCGACACAGAAUGGCAGCAGCAAUACGUCCGUUUUAAGCGGUGGAACAAGUGGUCUACAAAAUAGCAUCGCUACAAAGGAAAAUAAUAAAAAUACGAGCGGAGAAAAAAAUAAAGUAAAAUUUUCGGACACCGUCCAGGUGGCAGUAGUGCCGGCUGUUAUCUCAUUACAGGAAAUUCCUCGCAGAGACAAACCGCUUAUAUCGAAACGUAAUGGAUAUGCUCGGCCGGCACCUCGAAACUUUACCAAUCCCAAAAAGGAAUUACAAGACAGUUUGCCACUAUGCCAUCCGCACGAUGACUAUCUUAAAGACUUCAAUCCUUUGCCCGCAGCAGAAACGCAUAGACCACCAAUAAAACUAUACUCUACCAAUGAUGAGUUUAAUCAUCAACAUCAGUAUCAGCACAAAGCAACACCAAGCGUUAACACUUCCACCACUAACAAAACUAACAACAACAAUAUCGACAACAACAACACAUUUCCCAACUCUUCCCAUGCAACAAGCAGCUCAACGCCUAUAAAAGUAGUACAUUUUGGAGUUGUAUAACCAAUCAACUUUAUGUGUUUUUCUGUACUAAUAAACAUCUAUAUACCUAUUAUCUUUCAACAAAUGUCUUCCAAGUAGUAAGACCCAUCCGUCCAACUUACUUCCCUCAAACUAAAGCUUUAUAGACACACAAUAAUUACAGAUGGACCUUAGUU
Messenger RNA from Stomoxys calcitrans (stable fly), 4277 nucleotides. RefSeq names its product WD repeat-containing and planar cell polarity effector protein fritz (gene frtz). Gene Ontology annotation, molecular function: protein binding. Gene Ontology annotation, cellular component: axonemal basal plate. Lineage: Eukaryota; Metazoa; Arthropoda; Insecta; Diptera; Muscidae. The transcript has 8 exons. The coding region runs from base 853 to 4122 and encodes 1089 amino acids. Gene Ontology annotation, biological process: cilium organization; establishment of protein localization; nervous system development. The record is from RefSeq and is a predicted model, not a curated record.